AACCACAUUCGCAGCCGCGACUGCUACAUGCUGCAUCAUCGAUUCUUUCAGCCGCUCCGCGAUGCCGGCCAGCGUCACGCCGUGAAUUAUCUGCAGCACCAGGUAAAUCUUGGUCGCGUUGCCCACGUUCCCGAGGUAGAACGAGUUGCGCGAGAUGGCUUCGAAGCAGGUCUGGCACUUUUCGAACAGCAAUCGCAGCCGGCCAGGAUGUUCAGCGUGCCCUCGUGUUUGGUCGUGACAAAAAAAGUACCGGCCUCCUUUGAAUAUGAUCUCUUCGACGAUGUCCUGCGACGUUUCCGGGGCAACACCGGUCAUCUCCACGUAGCCCUUGUCGAUGAGGUUGACCGAAAUGACGCCACAGUUGCCGAACACCAGCUGUAAUUUGUAGCAACUGGAAUCACUGAAAGAAGUCCCUUACAUUGAUCGCGACCUGCGGAUCUACAAACGCACAAGAAAGUCACGUCCGUGAUCUCGAUCACGUUCGAAGGCAUGUCAUAACCUUUGCGCCCGCCUCCUGUGUCCCGAGUUGAGCAGGGUCUUGAAGAUACCGCAGACCAUAAUGUCGAGCACGAGGAAGCCAAACUUCAAAUUUGGGUCUUGAAUGUUGCGCGACUGCGUUGACACGUCGCCGGAACCGUUUAUUUUUCGCUUGCGCUUCGGCGAUGGCGUGCUCGCAAUGUCCUUAAUGGCGGCUAUCGCGGCCUUGGCCUUGUUGACGACGCGCGCCUUGAGCGUUGAAGCGACCUAGAAUAAUAUAAAGGUUUAAAUCAAAUUAAAAUUGAAAAAAAAAAAAAAACAAUCAAAACC
Molecule: messenger RNA, 807 nt
Organism: Culex quinquefasciatus (southern house mosquito)
Lineage: Eukaryota; Metazoa; Arthropoda; Insecta; Diptera; Culicidae
Exons: 2
Coding region: 28-381 (117 amino acids)
Source: RefSeq, a predicted model, not a curated record